This is a messenger RNA of Maudiozyma saulgeensis, 3258 nucleotides long. NCBI's taxonomy places the organism in Eukaryota, Fungi, Ascomycota, Saccharomycetes, Saccharomycetales, Saccharomycetaceae. The record is from the annotation of a GenBank genome assembly.
AUGAACAAUGAACAGAGACGCAAGUUGUAUGAUUUAAAUUGUAGAGCUUGGGAUGGAGAGAUCGUUUACCCAUUAAUUAGCCAAAAACUGGAUACCAGUAUAAAAAAGAACACAGGGUUUAUCAAGAAACUUAAAAAAGGCCUCACGAAAGAAAAUAAAAGCUCAUUAUUGAAAGAUAUAGGUGAGAUAUCACUGGAAAAAUAUCUAUCAGAAAUUAUCACCACAAUAAAUGAAGUAACAUCAAAUAUUUCCAAUAAAAAUGAAGAAAUUGUAACAGCAGUAGAAGUAGUUUGUGCUAUGCAUCAAAGGUUCAAUGUUAGGUUUACUGUACCGUUUUUUGAGUUAUUCUUAUCGAAUUUCACUAAUCCGACUGAAGAUUUAUCAGAGAAGGAUGAAAAUUUCAGGAUCAAUAAACUGAAAGGUAAUCUGAAAAUAAUAACAGAAUUAUAUUUAGUGCAUGUUUUUACAUGCAUUGAUAUUGUAGAAUCUAGAGAUAUGAUACCGUUUUACCUCCAGAGAAAAAUCCACAGAAAGGAACCAUUUAUCUUUAGUAUUCUAAAGGAAAUAUUAAACUACAAGUUCAAAAUGGGAUACACCCUUAGUGUCGGUACUAUGUUUAUUAAAAGUUUCACACCAUUCUUUGAUAACGAUGAUUCCUCAUGGGAUUUAUACAUUGUGGAUGAGAACUUCAAAAAUUUGCUUCAGUCGUUAUUUAAAGCGUUCUCAGAGGCUGUAAUCACAAGAAUGACAGAUCUAACGAAAACAGUAAGCAAGUUAAUGAAAGAACAUAAAAAAUGCCAAAUAAGAACAGGGAAGUUAAAUGAUGAAUAUAUUGAAGAAUACGACCUGUUGAUCCCAAUUCUUGAGAAAUUCAAAUUAGCGACAGAGGUUUUUGCCCCGAUUUUUAAUCUAGAGACACCAGAGCUAGCAUCUGAUAAUUUUGAGGAUGAAGAUGAAAAACAGUCUGAAUCUAUGAUUGUUACACAAGUAGUUCCGGCCAGCGAAAGAGUUUGGGAGAGUGAAGAUAUGAGGACAUUCUAUGAAGUGCUACCAAAUUUGGAAAAUGUUGUAAAAAUAUCCGAGAAUGUUGAAGAUAAUACAGGGAGUAAUACAAUCGUACUUAACAAAUUCUUUGAAGAACUCGAGCAGGUUGAAACUAAGGAAGAAGUUGAUGAUCUUUGUGAAAAAUAUUGGAAGAACUCAUUGGAUAACAAGGCGACGAGAAAUAGAUUACUAAAAUUUUUUAUUGAAACUCAAGAUUGGAGUAAAAUAAAUGUUUACGCUAGAUUCUUAGCAUCAAAUACAAAAUUCAUGCCUGAAAUAACAGAAGAAUUUAUUAAAUAUCUGGACAAUGGUUUUCGCCAUCAAUUGCAUACUAAUAAGAUUAACGUUAAGAACAUCAUAUUUUUUUGCCAUAUGAUAAAAUUUAAGCUUGUCCCUACCUUUAUUAUAUUCCACAAAAUCAGAACUUUGAUUAUAAACUUACAGGUACCUAAUAAUAUUGAAAUAUUAACCAUAUUUUUCGAAUAUUCGGGAAAAUUCUUACUAAAUCACCCUGAAUACAAACCUCAUAUGGAAACAAUGGUUCAACUCUUAAAAAAUAAGAUGAAAGAAAAGAAAUUUACAAUGAAUUUUAAAAGUGCGCUCGACAACAUUUUGAGUUUACUUUAUCCACCUACAGUGAAAUCUUUGAAUGAGGCAGAAUCGAAGGAAUCUCCUCAACAACUAUUCUAUCGUGUAUUAAUAAGGAAGGAAUUAGCUAAUUUCGAUGAUAAACAAGUACUAAUUCUUAUCCGAGAAGCUGAUUGGACCGAUAAGGAAACUUAUCAGACAUUAUUUUUGUUAUUUAGCAAACCUGAAAAGAUUAGUUAUCAAAAUAUCCCUAUGUUAACUAAAGUGCUAAGUGGAUUAUACGUCUACCAUCGAAAUUUUGUUAUUGAAGUUAUUGAUCAGGUGCUAGAAAAUAUCGAUGAAGGUCUUGAAGUUGACGAUUUUAGUGAAAACCUGCAGAGAGUUGCUCAAGUGAGAUAUCUAACUGAGAUAUUUAACAUGGAAAUGAUAAAAUCAAACGUUAUUUCCGACGUAAUAUACCAAAUAAUAAGAUAUGGACAUUUCCACAAUACUCCAUCUCCUAAAUACAUCAACCAAUCUGAUUUACCAAGUAAUUAUUUUAGAAUCCAACUUGUUUCCACUAUUUUGUUAAAUAUAAAGAGAUUUCCAAGAAUAUUUACCAAGGAAUUAAGUAAAUUAUUACGCUUUUUUGAAUAUUAUAUAUUCACCAAAUAUCAACCACUACCGAUGGAAACAAAGUUUAAGGUUGAAGAUGUUUUUACUAUAUAUUCAAAAAAGUUAAAAUUCGAUAGGGCUGAUUCUUUGAUCGAAAGUGCUACUAUCUUUCAAUCUCUAAUUCAACCAACUAGAAAGUCAACCAUCAUUAUGAAGAAUAGACCAGAUUUAGAAGUUAAUGCGACAGCAAAAUCAUCAAACAGUAAUAAAUUGGAAGUCAAAGAGGGGAGUGAGAUUGAAGAGGAAGUUAAUGAAGAAGAGGACGAUGAUGACGAUAACGAUGAAGGUUUAUAUUUCGAUGAUGGUAUCGAAGACGACGAAGAAACUAAUGAAAAAAAACUUUCUCACGAGAGAACAAGUUCUGAAUUUUAUUUGGCGGAUGAGAAUGACAAUUAUACUGAUGGCAGCUCAAGUGGAUCGGACGAUAGUGAUAGCGAUGAUUCUUCCGAUUCCGAUUCCGAUUCUGACUCUGACUCUGAUUCUGACAGUAGUAGUGAUGAUGAUGAUGAUGAUGAUGAUGACGAGUUCGAUGAUAUCGAAGCUGACAGAAAUGCAGAAGUUAAGAGAAUAUACAAUGAAUAUGAAACUAAGCUACAAAGUGAAGAAGAAUGUAAAGCUCAAGAAGAAUUAGAGAGGCAAUUCGAGCAGUUGAUGGCUGAUUCUUUGGACGAAAGAAAAAGUGAAAAGAAUGCUACAAGCAAUAUGCCAAUUAUAUCGUCCGUUAAUCAACCAGAAAGAGGCAAAACAACUUUACUAAAAAAGCCUGUCCUACAGACAAAACAACCAUUGGAAAAGGAUAGCAAAAAAGUUGCUUUCACAUUUUUAUCUAAGUCUGGGAAGAAAACUAGUAGCCGUGUUCUAGAACUUCCUGUUGAUGUUAAGUUUGUCAGUGGUGUCCUAGAAGAAGAAGAAAAAAUGAAAACUGAAAGAGAAAAGAUUAAAAAAAUUGUCUUGCAACGUUCUUUCGAUUAG